AUGAACGUGGUCCUGCUGGCCUUAAGGCUGAUGUGCUUGGCCUGGCUGUGGCCUGUCACGCAUCUCAACAGCAAUCACUUCCCAAACAAGAGGAGACACAAGGAUGUGUACCAUGGAGAGAACACCAAACAAAAGCACGGAGGACGAGUGGACUUGAGGAUAAAAAAGUUGGACAGCACCAAGUCUCUGCUAAUUAAAUCUGAGCAGCUGCUUCGUAUUGAGGACCAUGACUUUGCAAUGCGGCCAGGCUUUGGAGGGUCAGCUAUUCCGGUUGGCAUAGAUGUCCAGGUGGAGAGUAUAGACAGCAUAUCUGAAGUUAACAUGGACUUCACCAUGACCUUGUACCUGAGGCACUACUGGCAGGAUGAUCGCCUGGCCUUCCCCUCCAGCAGCAAUAAGAGCCGCACCUUCGAUGCCCGUCUGGUGAAGAAGAUAUGGGUUCCUGAUGUAUUCUUCGUCCACUCCAAGCGCUCCUUUAUCCACGACACUACAAUGGAGAAUAUCAUGCUGAGGGUUUAUCCUGAUGGCAAUAUCCUCUACAGUGUCAGGAUCACUGUGACUGCUCUUUGUUCAAUGGACUUCAGUAGUUUCCCCCUGGACACACAGAAUUGCUCUCUGGAGCUGGAAAGUUAUGCGUACAACGUGAACGACCUCAUGCUCUACUGGAAGAAUGGGAACGAUUCAUUAAGGACUGAUGAGAUCGUGCUCUCUCAGUUUUUUAUUGAAGAAUUCCACCCUUCCUAUGGGCUUGCCUUCUACAGUAGUACUGGCUGGUACAAUCGGCUCUAUAUAAACUUCAUUCUCAGGAGGCACAUCUUCUUCUUCAUGCUUCAGACAUAUUUCCCCACCAUGCUAAUGGUGAUGCUAUCCUGGGUGUCCUUCUGGAUAGACAGGAGGGCCGUGCCUGCACGCGUUUCUUUGGGUAUAACUACGGUUCUGACAAUGUCCACCAUCAUCACCGGUGUCUCAGCCUCUAUGCCACAGGUGUCUUAUGUUAAAGCUGUGGACAUUUAUUUGUGGGCCAGCUUCCUCUUCGUCUUUCUGUCUGUCAUUGAGUACGCUGCUGUCAACUAUUUCACCACAGUGGAAGAGAUGAAGAAGCUCAAAAGGGGAAAGGUCCCUGCCUCCUUCAACGCCAACCAGGCUAUGGUCUUUGAUGGAUGUUUUCAUGAUAAUGACAUUGACCUGGCAUCUUUCCCAGAGGUCUCCAGCACCCCCAACACAGAGAGGACCAUUCACUCUCAGAACUCAACUGUUGACUCUCCACCCAUGGAGGGCACCAGGCUACGCCGCGAGCACCCCUUGAAGCAGAACCUCAGCUUCAUAAUGAGCAACAGCUAUAUGAUUGACUCCUACUCCAGAAUCAUAUUCCCCAUGUCUUACCUGCUCUUUAACAUCAUCUACUGGAGUUUGUAUUCAUAG
Messenger RNA from Lampris incognitus (smalleye Pacific opah), 1422 nucleotides. RefSeq names its product gamma-aminobutyric acid type A receptor subunit rho3a (gene gabrr3a). Bases 1 to 1422 code for a protein of 473 amino acids. Gene Ontology annotation, biological process: chemical synaptic transmission; monoatomic ion transmembrane transport; nervous system process. Lineage: Eukaryota; Metazoa; Chordata; Actinopteri; Lampriformes; Lampridae. Gene Ontology annotation, cellular component: GABA-A receptor complex; neuron projection; synapse. Gene Ontology annotation, molecular function: neurotransmitter receptor activity; GABA-A receptor activity; extracellular ligand-gated monoatomic ion channel activity. The record is from RefSeq and is a predicted model, not a curated record. The transcript has 9 exons.